This is a messenger RNA of Sphenostylis stenocarpa, 1551 nucleotides long. Lineage: Eukaryota; Viridiplantae; Streptophyta; Magnoliopsida; Fabales; Fabaceae. The record is from the annotation of a GenBank genome assembly.
AUGUCCACUCCCAACGCCGAUUCCGGCACGGCGCCGCCUCCGCGCCCCACAAUCACCCUCCCUCCGCGUCCCUCCGCCGAGGCCUUUUUCUCUGCCGUCGGCGGCGCCAGUCCCGGUCCCAUGACCCUCGUCUCCAGCUUCUUUGGCUCCGACGCCGCUGCUGACUGCCGCUCCUUCUCCCAGCUCCUCGCCGGCGCCAUGGCCUCCCCCAUGGCCUUCUCCGCUGCCGACAACUCCGGCAAGGACGAUGAUGGGCCUCACAAGGGCUUCAAGCAGAGCAGACCCAUGAAUUUGGUCAUUGCUCGUUCCCCUGUCUUUACUGUCCCACCCGGGUUGAGCCCUUCUGGGUUUCUUAACUCCCCUGGCUUCUUUUCCCCUCAGAGCCCUUUUGGGAUGUCCCACCAACAGGCUUUAGCACAGGUUACAGCUCAAGCUGUCCUAGCACAAUCUCAUAUGCACAUGCAAGCUGAUUACCAGAUGCAUGCAGUAACAGCUCCUACUGAACCACCAGUACAACAGCCGUCUUUUGCUGUAAAUGAAGCUUCAGAGCAGCAAAUAGUUUCAUCUGUAUCAGAAGCUAAAAUUGCUCAAUUGGAACCGUCGGAUUUCUCGCAGACUGAUAAGAAAUAUCAGCCGAAUUCCCAGAUCAUUGACAAACCUGUAGAUGAUGGCUACAACUGGCGUAAGUAUGGGCAGAAGCAGGUUAAGGGCAGCGAGUAUCCACGAAGCUACUACAAAUGUACACAUCUGAAUUGCCUUGUGAAGAAAAAAGUUGAGCGUGCCCAUGAUGGUCACAUAACUGAAAUUAUCUAUAAAGGUCAGCAUAACCAUGAAAAGCCUCAGGCAAAUAGACGUGUCAAGGAUAACAGUGAUUCAAAUGGAAGUGCAAUUGUUCAGCCUAAGUCUGAGUCAAACUCACAAGGUUGGGUUGGACAACAAGUAAACAAGUUUAGUGAAAACAUUCCCGAUUCUUCAGUCCCUGAAAGUGACCAGACCUCCAAUCAAGGGGCUCCUAGGCAACUACUACCUGGGUCAAGUGAGAGUGAGGAAGUGGGUGAUGUAGAUAAUAGGGAAGAGGCAGAUGACAGUGAGCCAAACCCUAAGAGAAGGAAUACUGAUCUUGCAGUUUCUGAAGUACCUCUGUCUCAGAAGACUGUCACAGAACCCAAAAUUAUUGUUCAAACAAGAAGCGAAGUUGAUCUUUUGGAUGAUGGCUACAGGUGGAGAAAGUAUGGUCAAAAAGUGGUGAAGGGAAAUCCUCAUCCUAGGAGUUAUUACAAAUGCACUAGUGCAGGAUGCAACGUGCGUAAGCAUGUUGAGAGAGCUUCAACCGACCCCAAAGCUGUCAUAACCACGUAUGAGGGUAAGCACAAUCAUGAUGUGCCUGCUGCUAGAAAUAGCAGCCACAACACAGUUAGCAGCAAUUCAAUGCCAUUAAAACCGCACAGUGUCGUUCCAGAGAAGCAUCCUUUGCUUAAAGAUAUGGAUUUUGGAAGUAAUGACCAAAGACCUGUACAUUUGCGCCUAAAAGAAGAACAAAUCAUAGUAUAA